AUGUUAAAAAGCUUAGCAUUGUUGUACAAAGGACGACACAUUCCAGUGGGUCGACUUAAGUUCAAGAAUACGCUCACAAAGGGAUGGAAACAAAAAUCUCCUGAGAUUCUACUACCUCCAUUCAUUCCAAUACAUGAAUUGAGAAUAAUGUUGCGACUGGAUUAUGACACCUGCUUCAAGGCUUGCAAUGUAGCAAUAGGGGACAAAAAUUACUACUGGAAGGAUAAGGAGGGGAGGCAGUUUCAAUCCAAUUCCAAAAGAGGUGUGAUAUUGCCAUUUGAAUUGGCGGCUUAUGCCAGUUCCUCCUUUGGCUAUAAACCAAUAAUGGUUAAUCCGGAGCCAACUUGGCAAGAUUUUCAAACUAAGAAUUCAGUGCCUGUUGGCGUACUGGUGGGCCACGCAAAUCAUGGGAAGUCUACUCUAUUUGACGCCUUAGCUGGAACUAAGUAUUCCAAAAUAGAGCCCAUAACGCAAAAUAUGAGAUCUAUAUACAUUAAUGAUAAGAUAACCCUUAUUGAUACUCCUGGACAUGAAUUAUUUGAAAUCCUUCGUGGCCGUUGUAUCCAUCUGGCAGAUUUUGCACUAGUGAUUGUUUCACUAGAAUGCGGGGGAGAAAUACAGACUAGAGAUGUUAUUAUUCAGGCUGAUAGAUUCAAAGUUCCAAUAAUAUUUGUGCUCACCAAAAGCGAUCUUCCUCACAUAGAUCCCGAACUUACAAUUGCUGAGCUUAGGAAUCAAUUACUGAAUAUGUAUCAUGAAGGUAUAAUAUCUCGUGACUAUACAAAUGAAGUAAACAAAGCAAUUUCUGUUUCAUCCAUAACUGGUGAUAAUGUUGAUAGACUCUACAUUACAAUUUUUGAUAGACUCAAAAAUUGUAAUAUACCCUUCAAUCCGAUUAAACCUAUGAGCUUAGGCGGUGAAGAUGUAAAAAAGUAUCAUUCAUUUAUUCGCAAAUCAGAUGCUUUGGUAGGAGCAAAUGCUACACCUGCCUCCGUAGGCCUAAUUGUGGAUAUGGAAAAACGACAUGAUAGAGGCGUGCUAUUGAGUGUGGUUGUACGCCAUGGUGUGAUGGUGAAGGGGAAUCAUUUUGUCGCAGGUACCGCUUUUGGUCGCAUAAAAAGGAUUUACUUAGAUGGACAAGAAGUUCAAUCAGCCUCUGUGGGUCAAUGUGUGCAAAUACAUGGGCUGAAACCUUAUGGCAAUGCCACAACUGAUGAUUUGAUAAUGACUUUACCCAUACAUUCAGCAUUUAGAUUAUCCCAAUAUCGCAUAAACAUUUCGUUGCUUAAAGAAGCUCAAAAGUCUGGUCGUCCAAUUGAUAUUCCAUUUGGUAUAGAUAACAUAACAACACAUGAAGUGCAUCAAUUAGAAAUGAUAACUUCACUUAGUGAAAUUAACAUGGAAGAUACGGAUAAAUCUGGAAUUGGUGAUAACGACGAUGGUGAUAAAGGAUCAAUUCUUUUGGAACCCAAGUCCAAAAUAGAUGAAGAAAUAGAUACGGGUAGCGAUCUACCAUCGUCAGAAAAUAAAACUGCAUCUGCAGGGAAAGGGCGCAAAUCCAGAUUCUUAAAAAGGGAUUGGAUUGGAAACAAUUUUCAAGAAAAUUUAGAUACUAAUGAUGAUUCUAAUGGAUAUGAUUAUGAAAAUGAUAGACAUUAUGCAAAUGAGCUUCAUGAACCGGAAAAAAUAAGUAUCUCGAACAGAUAUGUAUUGGAAAGAUGGGAUACAAGAAUACAACAGAGGGAAAUUGAGCAGCAACGCCAAACCAUUAACAAACGGACGCUUCUUGUGGAAGCGGAACAGCUUCGUAGAAGAGUGCUGGGAGAACCGCAACUGACGUCUGAUGAAAUUGAAAGAUUUAUAUCAGCAGACAUUGUAGAUUCAAGUGUAAAAGCACACACUUCUGUCGUAUCUUUUGAUAAAAAAUUGGUCGUUUCGGUGAUAAUGAGAACGAGUUUCGUCGGAAGCUUGGACAUGCUAUUGGACGGGUUCGAAAAAAUAGAGAAUGAAUUUGGUGUCAGGAUACCAUUAGUACAUGGCGGAAUUGGCCCUAUUGGGCCAACCGAUGUUAUUCAUGCGGAAAUUGAAAAUAGGCUUUCGCGCAAUGUGCCAAUAUAUGCGUUCCAAGUGCCUAUAUUGGCAGAUGCAGUAAAACAUGCCAUUUUAAAUAAGGUGACAAUUAUUAAAUUUGACCUAUUUUCGGAUUUGCUAGAUCACCUUCGUGAUAGGUGCAGGAAGGAGAUCAGUAAAGCUGAAUCUAGGAAUAAAAGGGAUUGGUACUAG
Babesia microti strain RI is the source of this 2283-nucleotide messenger RNA. Its product is annotated as Translation initiation factor IF-2. NCBI's taxonomy places the organism in Eukaryota, Apicomplexa, Aconoidasida, Piroplasmida, Babesiidae. Gene Ontology annotation, molecular function: GTPase activity; GTP binding. Bases 1 to 2283 code for a protein of 760 amino acids. The record is from RefSeq and is a predicted model, not a curated record. The transcript has 7 exons.